Dentiscutata erythropus is the source of this 524-nucleotide messenger RNA. NCBI's taxonomy places the organism in Eukaryota, Fungi, Glomeromycota, Glomeromycetes, Diversisporales, Gigasporaceae. The record is from the annotation of a GenBank genome assembly.
CUGGACUAAAAAAUAAUAAAAUUACAAAUGUAAAAAAUUCAAUUGAAAGUUUUUUACUUAAAGCUGGUCUUUCAAAAAGAGCAAUUAAUUUAUUAUCAAAUUUUGGAUAUAUUACAAAUGAUUAUCAUAAUUGUCAUCAAACUAGGCUUCCAACUAUAACUUCUAAUAGUAAAAUAUGUCAUAUAGCAACUACAUUAAUUAAUAGUAUGUCUAAUGUUUUAAAAAUUCCAUUUAUUUCUUCAAAUAAUUUUUCAGUUUUUAAAUCUGGGUUAAUUUCAGUUAGUCAUCUUAAUAAUGCAUUAUCUAAUGAACUACGUAAUAAUUUAAUUAGUUGUAAUAGUUGUAAAUUAGAAUGGAAUAAUAUUUCAGAUAUUAUAACAUUUUUAGCUGAAUCUUUAAUAGAAUCUUUAUUAGUUCAUAUAUAUGAUGGUACUUUUGAAAAUCAACAUAUGAGAAAUUUUAAUAAUACAAAACUUAUUGAUUUUACUUCUUUUGAUUUAAAAACUACAGAUAAUUAUUUAUAA